GUGACAUAACCUUUGAAUCAGUCAUGCAUUUCCGAUAAUAUACGAGAAAGGAAUUAGCUAAAUAAUGAUAUUUGUUUGCCAUAUAUUAUUUCUAGUCAAAUAGAUUAAGUGCGGAUGCAUUAUAAUGAAUUCUCAUUUAAUAAAGUUUAUACGAAGGUACAAACAGUGGACUCACAAAUAUUUUUAUUCUACGCAAGUUUUGGGUAGCAACAAUGUGGAUAAAAUUCGAAAUAUCGGUAUUUUGGCCCAUAUCGAUGCAGGUAAAACAACAACUACUGAACGAAUGCUUUUCUUUGCUGGCUCAAUUAAACAAAUGGGAGAAGUCCAUGAUGGAAAUACGGUGACGGAUUUUAUGUCCCAAGAAAGGGAAAGGGGGAUUACAAUUCGAUCAGCUGCUGUUACUUUUUCUUGGCGAAAGCAUCAAGUAAAUUUGGUUGAUACUCCAGGUCAUAUUGAUUUUACAAUGGAAGUAGAACAGACUUUGAAUGUUUUGGAUGGUGCUGUUAUUGUUCUUGAUGGUUCAGCAGGUGUGGAAGCGCAAACUGUGACUGUUUGGCAACAAUCCUUGAGGUAUAAAAUUCCAAAAAUCGUUUUUGUCAAUAAAAUGGAUAGAAAGGAUGCUGAUUUAAUGAUGUCGUGUAAUUCUUUAGUAGAAAAAAUGCGUGUUAAACCUGUUUGUUUGCAAAUGCCAUUAAUACAUGACAAAAAAUUUAUUGGUGUAAUCGAUGUAUUAACAAUGGAAAAAUUAACGUGGGAACAAGGAAAAAUGCGAAGAAGUGUGAUUGGGAAUGAUUGCCCAAAAACGUUACAAAGUGUUAAAGAAGCUAGAGCUAAAGUUGUUGAUACCGUUUCAGGGUGUGAUGAUGAAUUAGCUUCAAAAAUUAUUGAAAGUGAAAGUUUGGACAAUGCUCCUACACCACUGGUUGUUAAUGCAAUAAGAAGAGCUACAAUUUCUGAGAAAAUUAUACCAGUAUUCUGUGGAAGUGCCUACAAAAACAUCGGCAUUGAACCACUUUUAGAUGCGGUAAUAAUGUACCUUCCAUCUCCAAAAGAAACCAAACAAUACUUUCAACAUUUUGGUGAAAAUCUUUGCGCGAGAGCUUUUAAAAUAGUUCACGAUAAACAACGCGGACCGGUAACUUUUUUUAGGAUUUAUUCUGGUAAUUUUAGUAAAGGUCAAAAAACAUAUAACAUUCAAAAAAAUCUCACGGAACAAACCGGUAAAGUUAUGGUGACCUUUGCGGAUGAAUAUAAAGAGGUGGAAUCAUUGGGUGUGGGAAAUAUCGCUGCUAUAACCGGAUUAAAACAUUCAACAACUGGGGAUAUGAUUACAAGUUCAGCGACAGCAGCACAAGCGGCGAAAAAAUUAAUGGGAUCGAAAGAUGGUUCGGUAGACAUCAAUGAUAUGUUUAGUAAAGGACCAAAAGUUCCUGAAGCUGUGUUUUUCUGUUCGGUUGAACCGCCCUCUUUAUCGCAACAGGCGGCUUUAGAAACUGCUUUAACUCAAUUACAACGUGAAGAUCCUAGUUUAAGGGUUAACCAUGAUCCAGAUACUAAUCAAAUUAUUCUUGGAGGAAUGGGAGAGUUGCAUUUGGAAAUAAUCAAGGAUAGGCUUUUAAAAGAGUAUAAAGUUGAAGCGACAUUAGGAAAGUUACAAAUUUCUUAUCGCGAAGCUCCGUUAGAUAAAGCAACAUGUGACAUUACGACCGAAACGAAAAUUGGAAAUAAUAAACAUUUCGUUUCGAUUUCUUUGUCUAUUAUUCCGAAACAAAACGAGAAUGAUGAAAAAGUUAUUUUAAUCCUGGAUAGAACUUCAGAAGCUGCAAGUAACAUUGCGUGUAUUCUCCCGAAACAUUUAGUUGCUGUUCGACAUGGAAUAAUUGUUGGAUUGAUGCAUGGACCCAAAAUUGGAUAUCAGGUUAUGAAUUGCCAAAUAAUGUUACAUAUGUUGAAUGUUGUAAAAGGAACAACAGAUUUUGCAAUUGAAGCAACUGCCACCCAAUGUGUUCAAAAGCUUUUAAAACAAGCAAAAACAUCGAUUCUGGAACCAAUAAUGUUGCUUGAAAUAAUUUGUCAAGAAGCUCACGUGCCUAGUAUAAUGGGAGAUUUAUCAAAGAAACGCGCCGCCAUUCGCAACGUUUCUAUAAGAUCUUGUGGGAGCAAAGUUAUUACAAGUGAAGUACCCCUUUCGGAAUUAUUUGGGUAUUCAACAUCUUUAAGAAUAAUAACUUCAGGUACUGCAACAUUUACCAUGGAAUUUUUGGAGUAUAGAGCGUUAUCGCUCAUAGAAGAAAAUAAAGUUAUAGAAAAAAUAAGAGGGUUUUAAUAAAAAACUUUAAAUAUUUAGGUAAA
This is a messenger RNA of Onthophagus taurus, 2352 nucleotides long. The record is from RefSeq and is a predicted model, not a curated record. NCBI's taxonomy places the organism in Eukaryota, Metazoa, Arthropoda, Insecta, Coleoptera, Scarabaeidae.